Chaetomium globosum CBS 148.51 is the source of this 834-nucleotide messenger RNA. RefSeq lists its product as uncharacterized. Gene Ontology annotation, biological process: mitochondrial respiratory chain complex IV assembly. The coding region runs from base 1 to 834 and encodes 277 amino acids. NCBI's taxonomy places the organism in Eukaryota, Fungi, Ascomycota, Sordariomycetes, Sordariales, Chaetomiaceae. The record is from RefSeq and is a predicted model, not a curated record. The transcript has 4 exons.
AUGCCCCAACCAACCACCACGGCCCGCGCCGUCUUCAAUGCUCUGCCGAGGGUAGCCCCGAGGCAAUGUGCCCAACAAUGCACUCGACUCAUGUCGACAGCGCGCAGUGCGCCCACGAAGCGACCGACAGCUCCGAACCCCGCCAGAUUCCAAUCCCAGCCCUACCCGCCAUUGGUGCAGCGCCGGUUCAAGUUCAACACAGUGGAGGAGGCAAAGAGCCGGUAUAGGUCAGGGGUACCCCUUCUCGUGGAAAGGCCCGGGCUUCUGUUCAUCGUCACCGGCGCCGGCCUGGUCUGGUAUUUUGAGAACGAAAAGGAUCGGAUGCAACGCAAGAGGAUAGCAGAGGCGAACAAGGGCGUGGGCAAGCCCAAAGACCAAGACCUGAAGGGGCGGUACUCUCUGGUCUACUUUGGCUUCACCCACUGCCCCGACAUUUGCCCCGAGGAACUGGACAAGAUGGCGCGGAUGUUUGACCUGGUUGAGCAGCAGCGCCCUGGGGUCAUGACCCCACUCUUUGUUACUUGCGACCCGGCGCGCGACGGGCCCAAGGAGAUGAAGGAGUAUUUGGCCGAGUUCCACCCCAAGUUCAUUGGCCUGACGGGCACAUAUGAACAAAUCAAGGCCAUGUGCAAGGCAUACCGCGUCUAUUUUAGCACACCGAGCGAGGUUAAGCCGGGCCAGGACUAUCUGGUCGACCACAGCAUCUACUUUUAUCUGAUGGAUCCCGAGGGAGACUUUGUCGAGGCCCUUGGGCGGCAACACUCGCCAGACCAAGCCGCCAAAGUCAUCCUAGACCACAUGAAGGAAUGGAGGGGGCCAUUAAAAAGGAGCUGA